Molecule: messenger RNA, 3570 nt
Organism: Oncorhynchus masou masou (cherry salmon)
Lineage: Eukaryota; Metazoa; Chordata; Actinopteri; Salmoniformes; Salmonidae
Gene: lef1
Product: lymphoid enhancer-binding factor 1
Exons: 10
Coding region: 902-2086 (394 amino acids)
Biological process (GO): regulation of transcription by RNA polymerase II; canonical Wnt signaling pathway
Cellular component (GO): chromatin; beta-catenin-TCF complex
Molecular function (GO): DNA-binding transcription factor activity, RNA polymerase II-specific; RNA polymerase II cis-regulatory region sequence-specific DNA binding
Source: RefSeq, a predicted model, not a curated record
CCCAUUUGUUGUGAGCUACAGUAUGUAUAAAUCUCCGUACCCAACGCUCUUUUAGGAGUAUCAAUCGGUGUGGUGUCAAUCACAGCGGCGGCUUCCCUUUCAUCUCGAUCCUCCCAGUCGCUGCGAGAGAGAAGGCAGAGAGAGAAGAGACAGAGGACGGGGAAGGAGAGCUACAUUUCUUACGGAGCGGUGCUCCAGUUUGGAAGUCGGUCCACAGCGUAUCGGUUUAUAACGCACUCCUCGAUCUUUUGUAUAGUUUAUUACUUUUUAUUUAGCCGUUAUUCAGUUCAAGUAUGUAUGUUCAUUCUAAUAGGGAUAGAUGCGCAGUAUUGUUUAAGUGGGGGAAAUAAAUAGUGUUCUACUUGUGGCAAACAGGCAGCACGAGAUUCAGAGACGCGUUUUUUAAAUGUUAUUUUUCCUUUUUUUUUCCACGAAAGGACUGCAACUCUCACAGGACCCCAGAACGAGGAAAUAUAAGCAGAAGUUUUCUUCUACAUGCACUUUGACCGUUAGCGGAGCUCCCGGGUGUGUGCCCUCCUCUGCCAAAUCUAACGGCACAUCUGACUCUCGUGAUGAGGUUUUGACUUCUGACAUUUUAAAGAGCCGAACUGGCGAGUGCCGCGGGUUGAGCGUGCACUACACAUCCGCUUUUGCCGAUAACAUCUUCAAUUUCGGAUAUUUAGAAUUUGAAUCAUUGUAAGAAUCCAUAAUAUUUCGAAAAACAACGACAAAAAAGGAUCUCCUGUUAAUUUAGCUAAAUCAAAAAACGUGAUCGCACGCAGUUUCCUCCAGGGUACGGAGCGCAACACUUCAAGCCGCUUCAAGGAACAUUUUUGGUUUCCUUUUGGGGAUUUCGAUAGUUCCUCUAAUUUGGACAGUGCGAGUACUUGACUGAAUCAAAAUGCCACAACUAGCAGGUGGUGGUGGUGGCGGGGACCCUGAGCUUUGUGCCACCGACGAAAUGAUUCCGUUCAAGGAUGAGGGAGACCAAGAACAAAUAUUCGCAGAACUCAGUCACUCAGAGGAAGACGAGGGAGACUUGGCAGAUAUCAAGUCAUCUUUAGUAAAUGAGUCAGAGACGAGUCCAAACAGCAAUCAUGAUGGAACUAGACAAUCCCAAAUAUCCCAAGACUCAUAUCAUGAAAAACACAGAGACCAUCACGACGAUGGGAAACACCUAGACAUGUACAACAAAGGUCACCCGUACUCUGGAUACCCAGGUUACAUCAUGAUGACUAAUAUGAACAACGACUCCUACAUGAACAACGGCUCCCUGUCGCCGCCCAUGCCCAGAACGUCCAAUAAGGUUCCGGUGGUGCAGCCGUCGCAUGCGGUCCAUCCGCUCACCCCCCUCAUCACGUACAGCGACGAACAUUUCGCCCCCGGACCCCACUCCGGACACCACCCCCAGGACGUCAACCCCAAACAAGGACAGUACCACUCAUCCUGUCUCUCUACAGGCAUGCAGCGGCAUCACCCCGGGCCGGACAUGACCAACUUCUACCCCCUCUCCCCUGGAGGAGUGGGACAGAUCACGCCCCCACUGGGAUGGUUCUCCCACCACAUGGUCCCGGGUCCCCCCGGCCCCCACGCCACAGGGAUCCCCCACCCGGCCAUCGUCAACCCCCAGGUCAAACACGAGCCCCAACACGACAACGACCUGAUGCACAUUUUUGCCAGGAAGCCUCAGCACCAGGAUCAGAGGAAGGAGCAGGAGCCCAAGAGACCCCACAUCAAGAAGCCGCUGAAUGCCUUCAUGCUGUACAUGAAGGAGAUGAGGGCCAACGUGGUGGCAGAGUGCACGCUCAAGGAGAGCGCCGCCAUCAACCAGAUCCUGGGACGGAGGUGGCAUGCUUUAUCCAGAGAAGAGCAAGCUAAGUAUUACGAGUUAGCCCGCAAGGAACGGCAGCUCCACAUGCAGCUCUACCCAGGCUGGUCCGCCAGAGAUAAUUAUGGAAAGAAGAAGAAGCGGAAGAGGGAGAAGAUACAGGAACCGGCUGCAGGAGGAAAACGGAACGCUUUCUCCACGUCGUGCAAAGCGAAGGCAGCAGCUAUGGCCCCUCUGUUAGAGAUGGAGGCCUGCUAGAUUCCAUCUUAUCCCUGACCCCCAAGCCUCAACUCCUGUUCUCAGAGGAACUUGACUUUAUACUCCUCUCCUGCAGUGGACUCUCCUAUCUGCUGUAGAAACUCUGAACUGAACAAGACAAUCACUACUAAAGACCAUCAUCCAACCGCAUGCAAACUCCCCAGCCCCCUCACUCCCCAGCCCCCUCACUCCCCAGCCCCCUCACUCCUCAGCCCCCUCACUCCCCAGCCCCCUCACUCCCCAGCCCCCUCACACCUUUUUUUCUUCUUACAAGCAGCUCUAUCUCAAUCCAAGGCACUGCACUGAAAACAGUUCAGCGAUUUCACUUUGUCAAACACAAUUAACACCUCCCCAAACAUGCCCCAACACCUGUUUCUAAGUUAUUCCUAAGUUAUUUGCCACCUCCGUUCCUUUCCUUUGUACAGCCCACUAUGUUCGACCCAUCAACACUCCCCUUUCCCCUCUCUCACUGGAUUUCAGACCACAUGUUUGGGUUGUGGCCUGACCCAACACCUCUUUAGACUGACUGCACUAUCACAAGGAAGAUGGAGGGAUGUCAAUCACAUGUUGUCAAGGAAACAUCCUCUCACGGCUCCUGUCCUCCAUUUUGUUUUUAUUAACGACCAGUUGGUGCAAAAAAUAUCAACAUUUUAUGAUUAUAGCUUUUACUUUUGAGUUGGAAUUAAUCGAAUGCUUUUUUUGUAUUUUGAACUUGGUUUAAAUUUCUCGGUGUAUAUUUUCAGUGAAUGUUUUUUUUUUAUAUAUAUAUAUACUGGUAUAUAUGAAAAUAAGCUUUGAACACAGGAAAGCCAUUUGUUUUCUUGUUAAAGCGUCUUGCAGAAAAAUGAAAAUUAAGGCUUCUUUUGAUACUAUUUGUAACAAAUAGUGACCUUGACUCGAGUCUUGCUCAGAUGUAAGAUAAAGCUCAGUAUGUGUACUUUUUAAAGAAACUGUCAGGAUAUGUCACUUUUCUUGGUAUUUUUGCAGGCAACGUUAGGACAAAGGCAAGUGGUUGCUCAGAGGCCUAUAUUUUAUUGUUCUAAACUGACAAAUGAAGCAGAUAUAUAUUUACCCCAGCACUUGGCAGUGUUCAUUUUAUUGCCAUCAGGGUUGGGGUCAAUUCAGAAAGUUAACCAAAUUCCAAUUGCAAUUUGACAUUUUCCUCAUUGGAAAGCAUUGAAGAGAAGUUGGAGUUGGAAUUUCAGUGUACUUCCUGAAUUGACCCCAAGCUUGAUUGCGAUGGACUUUUCUCUUCUCUAUCUGGUAACUGUGGUCUUUUUGCCCAUGUUGUUUAUUCCAUGCAUUUCUGUAACAUUUCAUUGAUUUUAUGCUCUAUUUUUAGUAUUACUUGAUGCAUUUUUUAUUCAUUGUCGUAUUUUGAAUCACUGUCAUCUUGGUAUAAGCACUUUGCUUCCCAAGUGGUCACAUUUUAACAGUUUCAACAUGUUUUGUUUUUUUAAGAAAAAUAAAAAGGCAUUGGCUCA